Molecule: messenger RNA, 725 nt
Organism: Poeciliopsis prolifica (blackstripe livebearer)
Lineage: Eukaryota; Metazoa; Chordata; Actinopteri; Cyprinodontiformes; Poeciliidae
Product: derlin-2-like
Exons: 7
Coding region: 1-615 (204 amino acids)
Biological process (GO): endoplasmic reticulum unfolded protein response
Cellular component (GO): Hrd1p ubiquitin ligase ERAD-L complex; endoplasmic reticulum membrane
Molecular function (GO): misfolded protein binding; ubiquitin-specific protease binding
Source: RefSeq, a predicted model, not a curated record
AUGGCUCCCAGCCUCACUCAGGCGUAUUUCCAGAUCCCUCUGGUGACCCGGACGUACACGACCGCCUGCGUCCUCACCACCGCUGCCGUGCAACUUCAAGUCAUCUCCCCGUUUCAGCUGUACUUCAACCCAGAACUCAUCAUCAGUCGAUACCAGAUAUGGCGUCUGAUCAGCAGCUUCUUCUUCUUUGGUUCCAUUGAAUUUGGUUUUUUGUUCAACAUCAUUUUCCUCUAUCGGUACUGCCGCAUGCUGGAGGAAGACUGUUUCCGAGGAAGAACGGCUGAUUUUGUUUUCAUGUUCCUGUUCGGAGGAAUCCUCAUAACUCUGCUGGGUCUGUUUGCCAACAUCUUUGUCCUCGGCCAGGCCUUCAUCACCAUGCUGGUGUACGUCUGGAGUAAAAGAAACCCGCUCAGACGCAUGAACUUCUUCAGCCUCCUCACAUUCCGGGCGCCACUUCUGCCCUGGAUGCUGAUGGGAUGUUCACUGCUGCUUGGGAACCCCGUCACUGCCGACGCCCUGGGUAUCUGCGUUGGACACCUGUAUUACUUCUUAGAGGACGUGUUUCCGAACCAGCCAGGAGGAAGAAAGCUGCUGACGACACCAGAUCUGCUGUAAGAGUCGAAGCGGGUCAUGUUUGACCCACCUGAGGGACCUGAUCACUGCUUCCUCCAGGAGGAGCAGCAGGAAGGAGGAGAUCUGCAGCACAACGAGGAGCGAUCAGAAAA